UGGAGAGAGAGUGGGGGAUCAGGUGGUAUCUAGUUCAGGCUCGUUCUCUCUCUCUCUUUCUUUGGCUUUGGCUAUCUCAUUCACUCACCCACGAACCUUCCCUCUUAACCAAUCUUCUUCUUACAUAAACACCUCUCAUUCCCACCGUUUCCAAAAGAGAAAACUUUCCACACCAAAAGAAAAAAAAAAACAGAAACAGAAACAGAACACACACACAAGUUUUGUUCAAUCUUUGAGGUAAAGAUUGGAUUUUUUGAAAAUAUUUGUCGUGAAUGAAAUGGGGGAGCUUUUGUUGUCUCGUCUACUAUUGAAUCAGUCAACCUCAUCCAUUGUUGCUUAUCUCAAAAGGUAUUUUCUUAGAGGUUCUUCUUCUUCUUAAAAAAGUUAAGUUUGGGGGUGCUCUGGUACUUUGAAUGUAAUUUGUAGCAAAAAAGGAAAGACUUUUCUGAUUAUAAUUUCGAUAUGUAUACUUCUCGGAUGGGUUUGAGUCGGAGUUUCCCGCCGCUUUUUGGGGGAUUUCGGGAACUUCUAGGGUUAGGGUUGGAUAUUGUGUUUCUCUAGCAGUCUUCUCUCCUUUCUUGAGACUAAAAGAAGUCUUUUUAAUUGUUUUUUUUGGGUUCCUGGGAAUUGAGAUUUGGGAUCUUAAUCAACAUGUGGGUUAAUUGGGAGAUCUGGGAUUUGGGAGAUCUUGUGAAGGAUUGAAAAAAAAAGAAAAAGCUUUAUUAUAGAUUUAAGAAUGGACAAGAAGUGAAGAAGGUGGAAGUUUUGUUUUUGUGUGAAAUGAAAGGUUCUUCUAUUCUUACUGUUUUGUCAAUGGAGAACCAUCAUCCUUCAACGCUCUUAUCUAUGGAUUCUAGUGGUUCGUCUCAUGAGGAACUUGAUCUGGAGAUGAACAAUGGUAAUAGGCAAAUCACUCUUUACAAUCCACCAGACAUCAAUCUGCCUUUGUCUGUAGGACGAAGCUCUCCUUCAUGGAACUUGGAUUCUUGUGAUAACAUUUUGGAUGUUGGUCUUAGCUCCCAUGUCUACGAGACCGAGACUUUUCUCAAUGUGGUUCCCAGCAAAGUCGCCAAGAAAUGCUUGAAACGGGGUGAUAGUAUGUGGGGAGCUUGGUUUUUCUUUAGCUUCUACUUCAGACCUGCGUUGAAUGAGAAAUCAAAGUCUAAGGUCAUUAGGGAAGCUAGUAAUGGAGGAGGAGGAUGUUUUACUGGGUUUGAUAAAUCUGAUCUCAAGCUUGAUGUGUUUCUUGUUCAGCAUGAUAUGGAGAACAUGUAUAUGUGGGCUUUUAAGGAUAAACCCGAGAAUGCUCUCGGGAAAAUGCAGUUGAGAAGCUAUAUGAAUGGGCAUUCUCGUCAGGGCGAGCGUCCGUUUCCCUUUAGCGCUGAGAAAGGGUUUGCUCGGUCUCACCGAAUGCAGAGGAAGCAUUACAGGGGACUCUCUAAUCCUCAGUGUCUUCACGGUAUAGAGUUUGUGCCUUCGCCGAGUUUGUUGUGUGUCAGUGAAGAAGAUAAGAAGAGAUGGAUGGAGCUGACGGGUCGAGAUUUGAAGUUCACUAUUCCUCCUGAUGCUAGUGAUUUUGGUUCAUGGAGAAAUCUUCCCAACACGGAUAUCGAGCUUGAGAGACCGCCUCAUGUUACAAAACAGGCAACAAACAACGCCAAGAAGAUUCUCAAUGGCUCGGGGUUACAUUUGACAAGUAACGCGUCUUUCAGUAGCAACGGGGACUCUUCUGAUCAAUCUCCAGGAGGAGUCAACAACAAGAAGAGAAAAGAGUUUUUAUCUCCGGGAAGCAGUGAAGAAGAAUGUUGUUUGACUGUUAACAACAUUGAGACUCACCAUGCCAAGGACCCGCCCAGUUGGGUGAACGACUUCACUGGAGUGAUGAAGAACAGCUGCGGACCCGUGACAGCAGCAAAAACGGUGUACGAGGACGAAGAAGCUUAUCUGGUUGUAAUAACUCUACCGUUUGUGGAUUUGAACACCGUCAAGGUUUCAUGGAGGAACAGUAUCACAAAUGGUAUCGUGAAGGUCACAGGAAUGAGCACUUCGAGGGCUUCAUAUGUGAAGAGACGGAACCGGACUUUCAAGCUGGUUGAUCAGACGGCUGAGCAUUGUCCACCGGGUGAAUUCAUGAGGGAGAUACAAUUGCCAAAUCGGAUUCCAGAAGAAGCAAACAUCGAAGCAUAUUUUGAUGGGACUGGACCAGUUUUAGAGAUUGUGGUUCCAAAACUGAGCGGAGUGGAGGAAGAACACGAGGUUAGAGUUUGUCUGCGGUCACACCACCUCGGAUGAAAGAUGCAACCUUGUUUUAUGUGUUUGUAGAAGCAUUUUGUUGUGUACAAUGGGAAAAUAAGCAAAAGCAGAAGCAUAAGUGCUCUUUUCUUUUUCACUUUUAAUUUUUUCUGCUUCGGUUGCAAUAUAUAUUUUAUUCUUCA
This is a messenger RNA of Camelina sativa (false flax), 2435 nucleotides long. RefSeq lists its product as uncharacterized. NCBI's taxonomy places the organism in Eukaryota, Viridiplantae, Streptophyta, Magnoliopsida, Brassicales, Brassicaceae. The record is from RefSeq and is a predicted model, not a curated record.